AAACAAUGGAAUUCCUUUCAACGUCUACCCGUCAGCACUUGAGCGUGCUGUUUUUGGUCACGUUGUUCUCAACAACGAUGGACCUCCGCAAUGUUACAGCAGUGCGCAUGCAGCCUACUUUAAGCGAAGAUUCGAAAGCCGUGCAGGAAGCUACAGAAGCUGCUGGAGGUUUGGAGGAAGACAGGCAACCUCUGAAGAAAGGUGCUGAUUCGGCAGGGAAAUUCUCAUUAGACGAACGCGAACUAACCUCCGAGACUUCCAUUGCGGAUUUGGAGGUCAAGAUGGG
Molecule: messenger RNA, 286 nt
Organism: Amoebophrya sp. A25
Lineage: Eukaryota; Dinophyceae; Syndiniales; Amoebophryaceae
Source: the annotation of a GenBank genome assembly